CGUAAAAAUCAAACAGAAAUUGAAGAGGAAACAAAAAAGAUGAAAAUUUGUGAAAAUAAAAAAGAAAAUGUAGAAAUUUGUAAAAGAGUGCCUCCGCAUCCAAUUUGGGCUGGAAAUGAUGUUUGUGUGACAAGAAAAACCCAUAUAAUCGCUCAAUUCAAAAAAUGCAAACACUUAUUGGACAGAAAAUUUGAUUUUGUAAAAAUCCAUGCAUUAGGCAAAGCUAUCAACCAAGCAUUAUGUUUAGCUCUAAAAAUCGAGGAAGAAAUGCAUAAUUCAAUUAGUGUUAAUAUUUUGACUGGAACUGUUGAGGUAACUGACGAUUUAAUUUCUUUGUUGGAUGGGGAUGAUAUGAAUAUUAAACAACGUCAAGUUUCUGCUGUUAAAAUUUUGUUAACUCGUCUUUGA
Meloidogyne enterolobii is the source of this 408-nucleotide messenger RNA. NCBI's taxonomy places the organism in Eukaryota, Metazoa, Nematoda, Chromadorea, Rhabditida, Meloidogynidae. The record is from the annotation of a GenBank genome assembly.